AUGUGUGACGACGACGAGACUACCGCCCUUGUGUGCGACAAUGGCUCUGGCUUGGUCAAGGCUGGAUUUGCCGGAGAUGACGCUCCCCGUGCUGUCUUCCCUUCCAUUGUGGGAAGGCCCCGCCACCAGGUAUUGUACUUAAGAAAAACUACCAUGAUGUAACUGGGGCUGGUAUAGAUUGUGUCAUUGUACAGACACAGAUUUUUAGGGGAGGGGUAUCAAACUGUGUCAAAAAGAGUGCAAUAUGCUGCUGUGCCAUCUGUCAUGUAGGCUUUGAUGAUGAUGUAAUUCCUAACUUCUCUUCUCCAGGGUGUGAUGGUGGGUAUGGGUCAGAAGGACAGCUACGUAGGUGAUGAGGCUCAGAGCAAGAGGGGUAUCUUGACUCUGAAGUACCCUAUCGAGCAUGGCAUCAUCACUAACUGGGACGAUAUGGAGAAGGUGGGUCGUAGAUUACAACAUCUUGCACUGAAGGAAGAGUUUUGGUAUUGAUUUUGGCACAAGACUAUAAGUAAAUGUGUGCAGCAUAACAACAUAAUAAACAGAGAACUUCAACUCUCUCAUAUUUUUGCAGAUCUGGCACCACACCUUCUACAAUGAGCUGCGUGUGGCCCCUGAGGAGCACCCCACCCUGUUGACAGAGGCUCCCCUGAACCCCAAGGCCAACAGAGAGAAGAUGACCCAGGUAAUUUUAACUGCAUUAUUCCCCCACUUCAAAUCCAUGUUUUCUGUUAGAGGCAAUGCUAUGGAUAACCGUCAAGCAAACUUCUGAAAUGUCUCUCUUAUUCUUAUGUUAUAGAUCAUGUUUGAGACCUUCAACGUUCCCGCUAUGUAUGUGGCCAUCCAGGCUGUCCUGUCCUUGUACGCCUCCGGUCGUACCACAGGUCAGUAUUCCAGGACACUGCCUCUUAUAUGUACCAUUGUCAACCAUGGAUAGUUGAUAUAUUACUGAUACAAUAUGUAGUUUGCUGCCACACAUUAGUGGUCAAUAUGACAAUAGGAGACAACUCAAAUGAAGUUGAUGCACGUGUUACAAUAUGUUGAAUAAGUGUGCUGUUUAGUUGUCAGAGACAGCUAGAUGAAUUGUGCCCUGGUUGUCGAGGACGUGUUAAUCCCUGUCUGGCAGGGUAUGUGGCACACCUGCCAUUGAUGUCAGCGGCAUUGUUAGUUUAUGAUGUGACAAAUGCUUGUAGUGAUUCCCAUAUGGCAGCCGGCCAUUCCUCUGUCUGUCAUGUCUGUCUGACUAAUGUGCCUUGUCUGCCCCCUAUAGGUAUUGUGCUGGACUCUGGUGAUGGUGUGACCCACAAUGUCCCCAUCUAUGAGGGUUAUGCUCUUCCCCAUGCCAUCAUGCGUCUGGAUCUGGCUGGUCGCGAUCUGACUGACUACCUGAUGAAGAUCCUGACAGAGCGUGGCUACUCUUUCGUGACCACAGGUAAGGAUGUGUAGGAGAGCUAACUGUCAAUGAGGUUAUGCCUCAUUUUUAAGAUUAUUGUAAUUUCUGUAUGUUUACGGCAAUCUCUUGCUGUGCAGUUGUGUGAAAGUUCUUCCUCUCAUCAUUGAAACUUGCCCCCCUUAGCUGAGCGUGAGAUUGUGCGUGACAUCAAGGAGAAGCUGUGCUAUGUCGCCCUGGACUUCGAGAAUGAGAUGGCCACUGCUGCCUCCUCCUCCUCCCUGGAGAAGAGCUACGAGCUUCCCGACGGUCAGGUCAUUACCAUUGGUAAUGAGCGUUUCCGUUGCCCAGAGACCCUCUUCCAGCCUUCCUUCAUUGGUGAGGCAUGCUUAUGCAUUAUACAUUAUGGUUGCGAUACAAUAUGUUAUUACAACAACAACAAAAUGGUGUGUUCUGUGUCAAUUAAUGGACUGUAAUAUCUUCUACCAGGUAUGGAGUCCGCUGGUAUCCAUGAGACCGCCUACAACAGCAUCAUGAAGUGUGACAUUGACAUCCGUAAGGACCUGUACGCCAACAAUGUGCUGUCAGGUGGUACCACCAUGUACCCUGGUAUUGCUGACCGUAUGCAGAAGGAGAUCACAGCCCUGGCCCCCAGCACAAUGAAGAUCAAGGUGAGGGACAAUCCCACCAUAUUAACCUUCUGGAUGUCAACCAUCAAGUUAAUUUAAAUGUUCAGGUAUGCAUAUGCAGUGGGUCUACGUGAAACUAAGCAAUUCUCUGUACUCUGUUCAUCUUCUAGAUCAUUGCUCCCCCUGAGCGUAAGUACUCUGUCUGGAUCGGUGGCUCCAUCCUGGCUUCCCUAUCCACCUUCCAGGCCAUGUGGAUCAGCAAGCAGGAGUAUGAUGAGGCAGGCCCCUCCAUUGUUCACAGGAAGUGCUUCUAA
This is a messenger RNA of Coregonus sp. 'balchen', 2330 nucleotides long. Lineage: Eukaryota; Metazoa; Chordata; Actinopteri; Salmoniformes; Salmonidae. The record is from the annotation of a GenBank genome assembly.